This is a messenger RNA of Cryptotermes secundus, 8238 nucleotides long. RefSeq lists its product as uncharacterized. The record is from RefSeq and is a predicted model, not a curated record. The coding region runs from base 1371 to 6314 and encodes 1647 amino acids. Gene Ontology annotation, molecular function: G protein-coupled receptor activity. The transcript is spliced from 23 exons. Lineage: Eukaryota; Metazoa; Arthropoda; Insecta; Blattodea; Kalotermitidae. Gene Ontology annotation, cellular component: membrane.
UAGGAGGCGCACGGAUAACUGGAGACACGCAGACUGUGUGUGUGCAUGAGUGUGCAUGCGACGCUGUGUAAGUUGAGUGCACGUGGGGGUAGUGUGUAGACAUAAACUGUAAAUUACUGAGUCCGGAGCGAGCGUGGGUUGCUGCAGAUAAUGUAAAACACACAUCACUGCGGUGCAAGAAAUAAAGUGCAUUAGUUGCGGCAGGGUUGUGUGCAAAGCUGAGGUUUCCUGUUGUUUUGUGAUAACUAGGCUUCUGUGCUGUUUGAAUCUGACAUCAAAAUGUGGCAUUAUAGUUAUUCUGUCACCGAAUAUUCCACUUUUAGGUUAUGUUAUUGAGAUCAUGAGGCAUUUAACUACAAGAACAAUAUGCAUUGUGUGCCGUCCAUAAUGUUUAUCCUUAAAUAUAUGUAAUCUACACUUGCAAAUAACCACAAAGUUAGCGGUAUAAUACUGCGAAGGUAGGAGGGAGUUGGGAAAUGGACACAGGUAGUGCAAAUUCGAGUUUAAAUUUGGAUCCAUCAGUGUGUUUUAUGUUUUUCCUUAAUUGUGAUUCGUUCCUGUUACUGUUUUAUUUAGUUUAGUGCUUUUUGCAAAAGUGUUACUUAUUAAUUAAUGUGGACUCGAUAAAUGAAAGAAGAACCAGAAAUUGAAAUUCACAGUGACAAAGCAAACGUGAAGUGACGGCAGCUGAUUUUAUACUAUUCAGGACACUCGUGGAAUUUUCAGCAGACAACAGUUGACUGAAUCUCCCUCGAAGCCAUCAGAUUGAAGAGAAUCGCCAGUCCGUAUCGCGCGCUGGGUCGAAGUAAGGGUGGACAAAAUGACAGCGGAUGGCUACAACUAGAACAGCUACUCUCUACAUCUUCAGUGUAGACAAUACCCGUGUAUUUGAAGAUGGCUGAUACUGUCUUCGAAUACCUGGUGCGCAUUCGUCGAAGAUCAAACAAAGAAGAGAACGAAUAUAAAUAUAUAUGCCACAUGGAAUAAAAAUUACAUUGUUUGAAGACAAGGCAACGAGUGUGUGGUAUUGUUACUGCAACAAUAUACGGCACAGAUCAAAUCUACAGAUAUAGAAAGCGAAGGAUGUGGAAUGAAAAGAAUAUUAACAUCUCUUAAGUUCGUGACACUUUGGCUAGAUACAGGCAUUUCUUUUUCGGGACGGUUGAUAACAUUGUUUCUAAUUAACGGAAGUGAGUGUCUAAAACAUGAAGUUAAGGAGACGGAAACAGUCUUGGUUCAACAUUUUUGGUGAUAUUCCAUUUUCAGUGUCAUCACCAAGAUAUAUAUUAUGUGGGUUUGUUAAUCUUCAAUGAAGAAGAUAUUUUUGAAAAAAGUAUCUUCCAUAGUGAUUUGGGGGCAGUGAGGCUAGUAUGUGGCGGAUGUUGCUACGCGUGUGUCUGUUCGUUUUCUCUUUUUCCGGCAUUUUGGAGGCAAUGCCUCAGCAUCAGCAACCCAAACACAGCCCAGUGAAAUGCGGAGGUGACAUCAGCAGUGACAGAGGUGUGAUACAGACACCCGGGUUCCCUGGGCCAUUCCCAGUACCAAUCAGAUGUCAGUGGGUCAUAGACACAGCAGAUCGCGUUCCUGCAAAUAAUUACUCGAUCGUCAUUUAUCUAACGCAACUUUACGUAACAACGGGCUUAACUUUUACCGAAUUUGCUUAUUAUGAAAAGGGAGCAACUCCGAUAGGGAAACAACUUGUGCACACGGUGACAGAGCACAACGUGACUCUGGUGCACUGGCUGUGGACUCGAAGCCCGUACCUCGUUAUAGACUUCACGCUGGACCGUCUGGAGGGGAACCACCUGAGGGUUAUGGAUAAUCUGCUUGAUGUAUAUGGAUUCAACAUUACGUACGAGAUCAGCGGAAGGGAGAACCCCGUGCGUCCCAAUUCGUGCAAUGCCAUCCUCUGUUCCUUCCUGGGAAACUGCUAUGCCAACAGGGACUUCACGCGUUUUGGGUGCUCCUGUUUCGAUGGUUUCUCUGGAUCAAACUGUGGAAGAGGUCCAGGCUGUGAACCAGGAAGGCAGAUAUGUCAAAAUGGAGCCUCAUGCUGGCACAUGGGUUCCGAUGCCAUCCUGUGCAACUGUACACCUGGAUUCACCGGCAGACGAUGCGAAAUUCCGCUGCCAGACCCUCGAGAUGCGGAAGAAUGCGGAGAAGCGGGUUGCGUGUUCCAGUGCCCCUACCAAAGUGGUCGUGAUGCGGUCUGCAAAUGUCCCAGAGGUCCUCAUGUACCAACAGAUAGAGCACGUUACGAAGGUUCAGUACGUCUGGCGAACCUUACUGCAUUGCGGGAUAACAUAGCUGCCACAGGGCCUGGUCGUACUCUUCAGAACGUACUGGAAAAGCAGAUUUCCAAAUACCUCAGGAGUUCAAAUUUAUCGAAGCUGGAGGAUUUGAAAGUCUUAAAUAUAACCCCCGGAGCUGAAGUUAUGUUCCACUUCUUUGGUGGGAAACGAGAUGGCAGCAAAGUGAGAGAGGCGCUCAACAAUCUUAUGAAACGGGGUCGUCUAGGAAAUCUCACACUGGUACCAACCCACUUAGCAUUCAAACAAGAGCCAACAUUACUUUUGCAGAGUGUGAAAGUGAACCACCAGGACCUAAUAGUGAAAGAGGGAGAUGAGUUCAUCCUCUCUUGCAUAGCUCAGGGAUCCUCCUACAUGACGUUUCGCUGGUAUAAGGACGGAGCUUUUGUCAACAAGAACAAGACGCUGAGAAACAUGUGGACCAAGCUGCUACCAAUGGAUUCUGAGGAUCAGUACACAGCUCUUCUGGGCAUUGAACGUGCUUCACAUCUUGAUGAGGGAAUUUACACGUGUCAGGUUGUAGACUGGGACGUGCAGCAGUGCAAGUCUAUCCGCCUUGAAGUUCUUGUACGGCCGGAGGUAGAGGUGAUUCCAAAGAGCAUCACUGUUGAGAGGGGUGAAAAUGUGAAUAUAAAGUGCAUGUCCCCAAAUGACCAACGACAUGAGAAAUUUGGAUACAACUGGACGAAGAACAAGGCCUUGCUCCGCAUGGUUCCAGGGGUGGAGGUCUGGGAAGAUCUGCACCCAGCUGGCAGCAUACUGAAGAUCUAUAAUGCACAAAAAUCUGCAAUCUACACUUGCACAGUACAUGGGAGUGUAGCAAGUCAGGCAAUGAGUGUGUAUGUAGAAGUUGUGAAUAGCUCUGUUGUGCCCAUGUGUCAUGAGGAACAAAUGCUUGGAAUUCAGUGGCCCGAAACUGCCCCAGACCUGGACGCAGUUCAGGAUUGUCCAGUCCACUAUUUGGGUAUAGCCAGACGUCGAUGUACUCUGCGUAACACAUAUUCUACAAAGUGGGAUCUUCCAGACUUCUCUGCUUGCAUCUCGGAAGCUAUUGAAAACAUCCAUAAUAAUUUUCGUAGUCUGAUCUUGGGGUACCAGAAUACUUCUGGCAAUGCAACAUUGAAGGCCUGUCAUGAGUACCUUGUCCAGCACAUGUCACUCUACCCUGGAGAAGGUGAGGCAUUGCUGGUUAUGCUGCAGGAAGUGCUGUCAUUCAUGAACUAUACAGGAGAAAAUGAGGAAUUGCUCACAUCGGCACAGAUCUUCUAUCAAAUAAUCAACAUCAUUUUAGAAAGAAAUUGCUCAGUUAUAAAUGCACAGAAAGUAAUCCUACUUCAGGAGUUGGUAAAAACUGAAGCACUGCUUUGGGGAUCUCUUCUGACAACAAAUACCAACUAUGCUCAUGUGAAUCUCAGCUCAUUGGCCUUACACAUAGCCCUGCUGGAGAAUGCCUUAUACACAUUACACUUGAACACAUCAAGUUGGUUCUCGAAUCAACUUGAUGUCCACAUAGAGGGUCCUAGUUCAGAUGCUUUUGGAAAUGGAACUUUCAGUAUAGCUGUAAUUGUUUAUAGGAAUCUGACAAAAUUUCUGCCACUGAGAUAUGUUGCUAAACUAAAGGAUGGGAAUGAGAUGGAAUACGAGAUAAACUCGAGAGUGGUUGCUGUGGAGAUAGGGAGAGAUGGUCGGAGAUUUGUUCCAAAUCAGGGCAUCUUCCAUGUGGACCUUGAGUUUGAACAUACAGUGAAUACUUACAACAAAGAUGAGUGGAAUAUUUCAUGUGGGGUGACUUAUGUUGCUGCUGCUGAGCACUCUUGGGACUUUACUGCUUGCACUACACGUACAAUUAAUACUAAUCUCACAAGAUGCAGAUGUAAUCAGCCUGGAACGUAUGCAGCACUACUCACAACAAGGCCCACUCACUUGCCUCUCUCAGUAUCAGCACAUUUCCACACAGUAGUGUUGGUUGGCUGUGUAUGCUGUUUGGUGCAGACCAUGUUCACAUUGUUCCUACUGCUACCCUAUUGGUGGCACCACCGAACAUGUCUGAUAUUCCUCAAACUCCAAUGCUGUACUGCUACCUCUGGUGCCAUGGGAGUCUUCAUCUAUGCCGUCCGGGAUUCAGUACCAAAGGCCUCUUUUCCUUAUGUGACAACAAGCUUGGAAGCUUUCCUUCUAAUUGGUAUGUCUUCUCAUCUGAGCAAGCUGUUGAUUGUCUACACCGAGGUGGUCCAUAUCCCCAAAGUACAAUACAUGAAACAAACAGUUGUCAGUAUUAUAACAGGAGUGCCUGUGUUGGCUGUACUUUGCAACCACCUGGCACAUCAUUCAACUGGCUGGCAGCUCAGGUCAUGGUGGCUGAUAUGUGGCACCAUGCUGUUCAAUAUCUUUAUAGCAUCAGCUGUUGUCAUGCUGAUCCUUUUCAUAUUCCUGUACUGCACUGUCAUGAGAAGACUCAAUCUGCUUUCCAGCAAGAAUUCCAUUGGAAGCAAAGCUAUAGGACGGAGGGUAGGACUUUUGAGGCGUGCUGGAAUAAUAUUCUUUGUGAUGAUAAUGAUGGAAGCUUCAAGCAUAAUCUAUAUCAACGUUCCAGACUCAUCUUGCCACUAUGUUUUUAGUUUCACAAGUGCCUUACUGGGGUUCAUCAUAUUUUUGUGCUACAUCCUGAAAAGUGAGACGCCCCUUCAUAUCCACGUAUUAAGGAAACUGAAAUUGGAAAAUACUCCAGGAGAUGAAUAUAGUUCUGAAUCUAUUAACAGCCCUCUGAGAUUUUUUACUAAACAAGAAGGAGAUGCAGAGAGUGAAGGACCACCUCCUAGACCCAGCAGCUCUCUGAACAUGCGUGGUGGAGCAGCAGGGGAAGAUGAUGGAGAUCCAUCUGAAGGCUUGCUGAUGGUGGAGACCAGCAACAGAAGGACGCCUCCAUCAGAAGGAGCACCCAGUACAAUUGAGACAUUUGUUCACAGUGUGGAGGGUUCUGAGGAGGAUUGUGGUGUUAGUGAUAGUGGGCCUAGGGUUGCGUUUCGUGGGUCAGAGAGCAGGGUUCUGUUGAAAGGAGACAGUAAUGACGUUGACCUGGAGAGCUACCACAACAGUCCUCGCAAAUAUAAGAAACAGCCACGAAGCGGCAAGGAUGCAACAGAUGUGUUCUCUGAGUAUGUGGAGCAGGACAUUGGAUUACCAGUAGCAGAUGAACGAAUUCUCCCUGGUUCUGGAGAUCGAUGGAGGUUUGUAAGGGGAUUCUACCACAAUGGUGGAACUCCUGCAAUAGGAACAAUGGCCAUACCAAGACCAGAACCUGCACAAUGCUACAUUCGUGAACAAACACCUCCACCAGUGAUAUCCACACAGCAAGAAAUUGUGACCACUCGAGUCUGUGUUGAGCUAGGUGUCAUUACAACUCCUAGACAUCUGGACCAGCAAGGGACAGAUGACUCGGGUGGAACACUGGAAACACCAGCCAUAGUAUUGUGCAGUGUUGACGUUGAACCUUGUCAUAGAGGGGUUUUGGACUUGGCUGAAGUGACUGCAGCUGUUGAAGCAAACACUUGCUGCACCAAUGGAGGAACACUGUUGGAAACACAAGAAGAGCAAGAAAAAGCUACUGAGGGAUUAGGAAGUUUUAAUGGUGACUCUCAACCUGAUGGUCAGGAAGUUUCACCACAAGAAGCAGAUCCCGAAGAUGAGGCAAGGAAAUCCUGUAGUUCUGCUGAAAGGUGUCAGCCAGAGGGAAGGGAAAAACCUCAACCUGCAAUUUCUGUCUCAUCAGUAACAGAAACAGAAGAGGACGUGUUGGACCGAAUUUCUCAUGACUUGGAUUACUUGCUAAAUCGAAGGCCACUGCAGAAUAAUGAAAAUAUGCUCGGAGCACCGACAUUUUCAAGGAAAACAAGCAAACCUCCAGGAACAAGUGUUCGCAGUCAGAUCCAAGAGGAAGAAGAGGAUGACACAUCUGGAAUUCCUGGAGAAACCAUUACCAAUGGUAAUGGAACAGGCAAGUCUUAAUUACUGUCUACAAGGUUUACACACUGAUUAUACUCUUUUAUAUUGUAUAUAUAGCAUAGAUACUAGAGUGCUGCUGUAAUUUAAUGGUUCCUGGUAUAGUAUCAGUAUUCAUCACUCCCCACAUUGAAACAGCAUUGGUUGACAAUCACGUGUUUGCCAGGUGCAUUAUCAAACUUUCCACUUUUGAAUGAAUCACAUGAUGAUUCUUUCCUCUGUUAGAUAGCAUUGUCUGUAUAGGACUGUUGCAAGUCUUUGUCUGCAUUUAUCAGUGUUUAGAGCUGAAAUGAAAAUCUGACAAUAGCACUGCAAUAUUUAGCCAAAGUUGAGGCUUGCUAUGUCACAUGCAGGCACAUCCAGGGAUCCUUGAAUCUUGGCAUGACUCUAAUAUCAGAGCUUACUGUGGCUAAAAGAUGAAGUGGGAUAUCUUCCUUUCUUAUGUUACUUUUAAUUACUCGUACUGUGAUACAGUUUGACAUAAUUUCAUAAUUCAUAAUGCCAACCCAGUGCUUAGUAAAUUUAUGAUUAAAUGUCUACAUAACUUGAGUAAAAUUGAUUACAGAGUGCAGAUUUGUGUUCAACAAUAUUUUACUGUGGUCUUCAGAAAGAGACACUGAAAUAAUGGUGUCUCAAGUAAUGCAGUGAAAAAUAUGGUACAGUUAAUUCACUAUUCAUAAACUAUACCUAUCAUUAGGUAUUUACUUUAUUAUUCUUUUAAGCACCGUGUGUAGAAAUAUCCACUAACAUAAGUAAUUAAUUUCCAGCUGAUAAUUUUUUACAGUUACUGGUAACUGUGUUUCAAAAUGUAAAUACAAAUUACACCAACAUCUAUAUUUGGGUAAAAAUGUUGGUGGUUCUUCUGGUUCCUUCCAUUAUAUUUGAGAAAUUAAAACUAAAAUCAAGUCAUGAUGCAUAACAACAAAAUUUAUGUCUACUACAUUUCUGAUAUGUAUUUUAAUUUUAGGGCAUUGUCAUGAAAUUACUUUGAAAAUAAAAUUUCAAUAUGUAAUUCCCCAUCUUCUUUUGAAGCAAAUUACACCUCUACCUUUUGUACAGAAUAAAUAUCUCUGCACUCCAGGCCAUCUCAAGCUUGUCUGUUUUAUGCCUUAUUUAAUGAUUUUGUUAUGACUUCAUAAAUUAAAUAAUUCCAAAGUAAUGCAGAGGUAGUUGUAAGUGGCAGAAUUGUACACCAAAGUCAGAAUUUCCACGCUAUGAAGCAUCCCACUACAUCUGAAAUCCCACUUUGAGCACUGUAUAGUGUAUAAUACAACAGAUCUACAUGUAACUAUAUUUUUGUACCUGAGAUAUGUAGUUAUUUUCAAAUAUAAAACAGUCAUCAUUUUGAAAUUUAAAACUCUAGUACAUUAUCUUUAGUACUUACACAGCUGAAAAGUUGAAGACAGAAUUAUGGCAUUAAGUGACAUAUAUGUAAGUUAAUUGAUGUUAGUACUGUAUUUCUUAUUCUUGUUUAUUUAUUUAAAUUAUACAAGUACAUUUUUCAGUUCCUAUUGAAUGUUUUCAUAGACAAAAGAUUUGGCUGUGCAUUUCAUAUUCAUAAACUCAUCUGACUCCAGCAAUAGAAGAACACUGAUUUAAUAAAACAAAAAUCAAAGAAAGGUUGAUCAUAUAUUUCUGUCAGUAGUGAUAUAAUCCAUGGCAAAGAAUACAUAGAGCUGGUAGAAAAGGAUUACUUGAUAAAGGAUAUAAAGAUACUGAUUGAAUAUAGAAGCAGAAAGAGUAAUAUUCAGGUAAAAUAUUAUUUAAUGUGUGAAAAGUUAAUAUUUAAGUAUUUUUAAAUAUACAGGGAUUUGUGCAUUUUUGUGACAUUAGGUUAUUUGUUAAUCAAUUUUAAGUUUUUGGUUAUUUAUUCCCAUUAAAUACGUAGGUAAGUCUAUAAGUAAGUUACAAAUGGAUAUAGAACUUAAAC